Messenger RNA from Monodelphis domestica (gray short-tailed opossum), 4107 nucleotides. RefSeq names its product tripartite motif-containing protein 43-like. Gene Ontology annotation, molecular function: zinc ion binding. Lineage: Eukaryota; Metazoa; Chordata; Mammalia; Didelphimorphia; Didelphidae. The record is from RefSeq and is a predicted model, not a curated record.
UUUCACCCUCCCAAGCACAGUAAGUCCCGAAGCCAGGUUUACUCCCUUGAAAGGCCUCAGAGAGGUGGGCAACUCCCAGUUUGACUUUCCCACGCGGUGGAAGCGCCAAGUGCUGGGGAACCAGCUCAGCAGGGUCGUCCCGAAUGAAGGAAUGAGUUUAGGGUGGUUUGGCCAGAAAGACCCCGGACGCUUUACCCCUACCUCAAAGCUCAAACCGCUCUUAGCCCCCUGCCUCUCUGUACGGAAGCGAUCUAGGGCUGCGGGUCAAACCUAAUCCUUCUGGCACCCGAAUCUCUCUUGGCCUUCCACCAGCUGCAUACAAGCUGAGGACUUCUCCCAGGGGCUGCCCAGAUUAUCAGGAUGGACGAGUACCUGGGAAAAACAUAUAAAAGCCCAGCCACAGCUUUGUUUGGAGUUAGUUGCUUGCUGUGAGUUAAAGAUGUUUCUCCAAGCUGGAUUUCUGAGAGGCAGACACUUGGAAAGGUUUCGAAGGGCUGCUAAUAUUGAAGAUUUAGAGAGUCUUCUCUGUGUUAUCUGCUGGGAUGAAGCCAUUAAGCCAAUCACUAUUGAAUGUGGACACACUAUUUGUUUAUAUUGUUUUAUGAACAAAGCUUCUUCUUCUUCAUGCUGCUCAUCAUGCUGGGAAUUCUCUCAGCUGAAAAGUCUUCAGGCUGACAUUGUCAUGCAUCCUGAAGGAGAAGGCAUGUGUGAGAUACACCAGGAAGACCAGAAGUUCUUCUGUGAUAGGAACAAGACCCUGCUCUGUGUGACCUGCUCUAAAUCGGAGGAUCAUAACUACCACAUCCAUUGGCCCAUUGCAGUGGCAGCUUUCCGCUACAGGAAGAAAAUUAAGCUGCUUCUGGAAAUCUUGGGCGGGAAUGUAAAUAAAAUUCAGCAACUUCUACUUAAAGAAGAGAAACCCCUGACAUCAUGGGUUGUGGUAUGGGCUGCCCACAGUGGCAUGUCCAGAAAAAUGUUGGAGAAAAAAAUUCAGGAAUCACAUACACUCCUGAAGGGAAAGGAGGAGAACGCAAAAGAGGAAGAACUUAUUCUAGACAUGAACAAGAAGUUCAAAGAACUUUAUCAGAGGCUUAUGGAGGCGGAAGUUACCCAGGAAGAUAAAAUAAUGGAACAGAAGAAGGAGUGGAGGGCCAUGAAGUCCAUACAAAGCAAAUUGCUAACAGACAAAAUCACUGAGCUGAAAGAAAAGAACCAGAAACCAGACCUGGCAAUACUACAGGAUGUGACAGAAAUACUUCAAAGGGGGGUUUUUCAGCCCAGUUUGGAACCUUUCAUUCCCAGAAUGGAUGCUUCUUAUCUCAUGAUAGCAACUGAGUUUUUGAAAUUCUUUCAUGGAUAUAGAUUAUUGAAGAACCACAAUUUCUACAACUUGUCUAAGGAUAAAAAGAGGACUAUCACAUUUAUAACUGACUCCUUAGGAAAGACGUUUGCUAUUUAUACAACUGGUAACGUUCAAGCUGAGGCCAUCAAUGGAAGAGAAUUCUCAGUAAAACUUUGGACCCAGGAGAGAAUUACAGAAGAGGAAGGAUGUACUUUCUGUGGUGUCAUUUGAGUGAUAAAAUAAUCUAAGCCUCUUUUCCUCCAGUCAAAAGAUAGUAUGUGCAAAAGGACAUGCAUUUGAGGUUCUAGUGUCUCUAUAUGCUUUUGCAUGUGUGGUAUUUAGUAAACUUCUUAUGAAAUACUCAUUCUUAUCAGUUUUAUAUUUGGUCAGUUCUAGAAUACUGACCUUUUGAUGUCAUCUUGGACUAUCCUAUUAAAUUAAUCUAAUUUGUGUAAAUAUAAAUCUGUAUUUCUAAGAAUUCUCUGGCUAGAAAUCUCAAUGAUCAGAUACUUCUUGCGAACUGUAACUUGGUCCUUUUAUGUAAGGGUGUUGACUGGGAAAAAACACAGAACUAUUAAAUAGUCAGGAAAACCACUCUUUAUGGAAAGGGGUACAGUGUUAAUUGGGCCUCCAUGCAGAGCUGCUUACCCCAUGCCUAUGCAGUAGUCCAGGGAUUGAACUCUGGUUGCUGUGGACACUUAUCCCUAGGAAACAACUGGGCUGGAUUGGACAAUUCCAAGGAGCCAUUAAAGUUGGGGACCUUAAACACCUUUCUAGGUGAAACUUGGGGGCUGAAGAUGAGAGGGACAGUUGACUUUACAAAGGCAAAAAAGGAAAAUGAGGAGUUCCAGACAGGAAUAACAGCGAGGGACUGAUGCUUUACAGAGGACACAAAGGGGAAAGACCCAGCCAAGGGCUGGAGCACCUAGAUAAAGGACUUCAGCCUAAGGGGAGAAACCAUUGUGAUGAAAGAUACUUAACAUGUGGUGAGAUUAAAUAUUCCCACCCAAACUACCUCAAAAUCCACUGUUAGUCUGAGAGGCUAUGAAGUAGGACUUUCCCUCAGGGAGGAACUCUCUCCUGACCAGGUCCAACCUGGGGUUUUCACCUUUAAGCUAAGUAAACUGGAGAUCAUUAAAUUUUUCUAGGAUACAAUUUGGGGGCUUUUAGACUCCAAGUUGACACUACCGUCACUUUGGAGUCUUCAUCUAUAACCUGCCAGUGGCGGUUAUAAAAAGGGAUUUUUCCUUUGUGGGUUGGGACUCGAGAAGGAGUGAGGAGUCUGAGAAUAUGAGUGAAGAAUGAGACAUGGACAAGUCAAAGUAAUUGAUAGGGCAGGCGUGAUCCCUAUGACAUUUUCCCUGGAAGAAGAAUUAAAGGAAAAUGUGAUGUUUGCAGACACAUGGAAGUAAGGAUUCCGAGAUAGAAAGCCCAGAGAAGCCUUAGUAAAGGGAGAGACAGUCAAGCGAGAACUUGAAGAUUGCAGCAACAAGAAAGAAUCACGCCUUUACCCCAGGUUUUAUUGGGGAUUGCCAGGAUCAAUGACCACGAAGCAUAGAUAAUUCAGAUUGGAUGGGAAAGUAAUGGUGACACCUUUUGGGCGUGUUGACUUCAACCCCUGCUUUUACAAAGGAAUUUGACUCUGCACCAAAUGUUAAUGAGUUUGCCUUGAACAAAGGCAGCAUGGCUAGGUCAAGAGUCCAACCACAGAUAUCAUGGUUCAAACCUUGUGUCUGAAGAUACAAUAUCUAUACAUCAAUUAUAUUUCUUAGAUGUGAAUAUGCUUGGGAUGCUACACCAUCUUUCAAGCUGACUAAACUUGAGGUUCUCUUAGAUUCCAUGUUGACAGUAUCUAGCUCUUUUUUCAAUAUCUUGUGUAUCCCCAAUCUCGGAGUUUUUUUUAACAGUCCUACCAUCAUUAGCCAUAUCUGACAGGCAAGAAUAUUGAGGCUCAUUGAUACUGAGUCACUUUUCCUAAUUCAUGCCUCUAAUGAAUAUAGAUUAUUCCAGUCAAAUCAGUGUUUCCUAACCUGAAAUCCAAUGCUUUGUGUCAAGCUGUGCCAGCUUGAAAUUUGGAGACCCCAAGUCUGGCCCAGUCCCCAGAGAGCUCACUGAGGCAAGUCCUGGACUCACCCUUUUCAGACAGAAUAGACCUAAAGGUAGUUCUAAUCAGAUGCUAAGCACCUUUUUGUCCUAGUACCAGUUCUCCCAGGGUAGCCCAGUCCUUGGUGGACUCUUCCCUUUUGUAUCCAUUAUAAAGCAUCAACCUCUCCCAGAUAAUCCUAGUAGCCUGGGUAAUGUCAGUCAAUCAUACUUCCCUGUCCUUGGUUCCCCUAACAGUAUAAGAGAUCCCCAAGUCUAUCUUUGAAUUUUCCUUUUGUCUCUCUGAUCUGUGGUGUCCAACCUCUGAUCUCCAACCCUCUACACAGCAAAGCUGAGAAGUGGGAGCUUGGUAAGAAGAAGAAUCUUUAACCUUAGAUGAGUUGGUUAACAGAAAAGUUUUGAUAAAUGAGGACCUUUGUUAAUAAGAUUGGGUGACACAUUCAGAGGAAGAACUAUGCCAAUAGAAACACAGAAGAAAAACAACUGCUUGAUCACAUGGGUUGAUGGGUAUAUGAUUGGGGAUGUAGACUCAAAAAUCACUCUAGUGCAAAUAUUAAUAUGGAAAUAGGUCUUGAUCAAUGACACGUAAAAUCCAGUGGAAUUGAGCACUAUGGAAGGGGGGGGGGGUGAGGGAGAGGAGGGAAAGAACAUGAAUCUUGUAA